Messenger RNA from Haliotis rufescens (red abalone), 1065 nucleotides. RefSeq lists its product as uncharacterized. The transcript is spliced from 3 exons. The coding region runs from base 1 to 1065 and encodes 354 amino acids. NCBI's taxonomy places the organism in Eukaryota, Metazoa, Mollusca, Gastropoda, Lepetellida, Haliotidae. The record is from RefSeq and is a predicted model, not a curated record.
AUGAAGAAUAACCCGAAGGAGGAAAUCAAGAAACAGAUGAAUGUUGCCAUGGUGACACGGGAUGAGGUGAAACAAGUCAAGGCAAAAAAAGACAUAAACGUGUUGGCUAAAAGUACAAAGUCCUCUCAAAAAGACAAGAUUCCACGUGACAAGAAAUCAUCUAAGAAGACACAAAAUAGUCAAAAUAAAAAGACUAAUGCCAAGAAGGAAGUGCCUCGAGAUACCAAUACACCAUACAAUGAGAAGAAAACGUACCAAAGUGGCAAGACACCACGUGGUUUAACGACAGUAACUGACGAUGCAUAUGAUGUUCCUAUCCCUCAUGAUAAUGCUGUGGUCUUGUCUGUUGCGGCGACGCCACAUGUUGAGGAAGAACGGGCCAACAAAGCUAAAGAAGGCACUAAGAAGGUGGUUAAGAGCACAAAGUCACAUGGAAAAGGAAAGAAUCUCGAUGACAAGAACUCAUCCAAGAAGUCAUCACGUGAUGUCAGUAAGAAUAUUGGCGCCAAGACAUCACAACCGGAAGUGACGAAGGUCAUGAUAGAUGAAGUGGACGCCCAGGAAAAGGAAAGGUCUGAGUUAGCCAAGGAGGAGCCUGUACCUGCAGAACAAGGAUUACAGAUAAUCAACGCCAGGAAAGAUAAAUCAAAGGAGCAAAUCAAGAGUGUUGCCAUGGUGAAACGGGAUGAGGAGGAACGAGUCAAAGCUAAAGAAGAUAUUAAGAAGGUGGCUAAGAGUACAAAGUCACAUGGCAAAGGAAAGAAUGCCCAUAACAAGAACUCAUCCAAGAAGACAUCACGUGGCGUAAGUAAGAAUAUUGAUGUCAGGACAUCACGUACUAAGAAGGAAAGGCCCAGAGAUGACAACACAGCACAUGAAGUAACGACAGCAAUUGACGAAAAAAAUAUUGCUGAAAGAAUGAACAUUGACAAAACCACCCCAGUGAUAAAGGUAAUGAGUGAUGAAGUAGACGUCAAAGAGAAGACAAGAAAAGAGAUAGCCAAGGACAAACAUGCAGAGCAAGAAUUACAGAUCAUCAAUGUCAGGAAUGGUAUGUAUAUCUAA